Molecule: messenger RNA, 1023 nt
Organism: Aspergillus nomiae NRRL 13137
Lineage: Eukaryota; Fungi; Ascomycota; Eurotiomycetes; Eurotiales; Aspergillaceae
Product: FPP/GGPP synthase family protein
Exons: 4
Coding region: 1-1023 (340 amino acids)
Biological process (GO): isoprenoid biosynthetic process
Molecular function (GO): prenyltransferase activity
Source: RefSeq, a predicted model, not a curated record
AUGAUUUCAGGCGUACCAGAUCGUUGGAAGCUUGUUGCGCCUUCUUUCUCUUCAACGCUCAAUGCAAGCUAUCCCACUCCGAGUCCAUUGUCAACCGAGUCCAUAGAUACUAGAGGUUCAUCCCCCCAGAUGCCGGGGUCUACGCCGGUCGACAAAGAGAAAAUUAUUUGGGGGCCUGUUGACUAUCUAUUAAAAUAUCCUGGAAAGGAUAUCCGUCGCAAGUUCAUGCAAGCCUUCAAUGAAUGGCUACGAAUUCCAGAGGAGAGGUUAAACAUCAUCGCGGAAAUUGUUGGUUUACUGCACACAGCGUCACUCUUGAUCGAUGACAUUCAAGAUUCAUCCAAGCUGCGACGAGGGAUACCUGUAGCCCAUUCCAUAUUCGGUGUCGCACAAACUAUUAACUCCGCGAACUACGCCUACUUUGCCGCCCAGGAGAAGCUCAGAGAGCUCAACCGCCCCAAGGCGUACGAAGUCUUUACUGAAGAGCUACUCCGCUUACAUCGGGGGCAGGGUAUGGAUCUAUAUUGGCGAGACUCCUUGACCUGUCCCACUGAGGAAGAGUACACCGAGAUGAUUUCGAACAAGACGGGCGGUCUUUUCCGGUUGGCAAUCAAGCUUAUGCAGCUGGAGAGUGAGAUAUCGAGCGAUUUCCUCGGCCUUGUCGAUCUGUUGGGCAUCAUCUUUCAGAUCCGUGACGACUAUCAGAAUCUUCAAAGUGACUUGUACAGCAAAAACAAAGGGUUCUGUGAAGACCUCACGGAAGGUAAAUUUUCUUUUCUGAUCAUCCACAGCAUCAAUAGUAACCCUGGCGAUCAACAACUGCUCAAUAUCCUCCGGCAGCGCAGCGAGGAGGAGUCGGUGAAGAAAUACGCCGUGGAAUAUAUUCGGUCCACAGGAUCUUUCGACUACUGUCAAGAGCGACUGGCAUCCUUGCUGCAUGAAGCAAAGAUGAUGGUCAACGUACUAGAAGAGAACGUUGGGUUUUCCAAGGGAAUCUAUGACAUCUUGGCUUUCUUACUCUGA